Molecule: messenger RNA, 612 nt
Organism: Ramularia collo-cygni
Lineage: Eukaryota; Fungi; Ascomycota; Dothideomycetes; Mycosphaerellales; Mycosphaerellaceae
Exons: 1
Coding region: 1-612 (203 amino acids)
Source: RefSeq, a predicted model, not a curated record
AUGUCCAAGUCUACACAUUCCUCCACCAGCCCGGAGAGUAAUCAUCCGGACUUUAAUUUGACAUGGGUUCAAAAUCUUCUCAAUGAUCCGGACAUUGUUCAGCUCCCCGGUCAGGACAUUGUUCAUCUCCCCGGACAAGCAAGCGUUGACCCGCGAUGGGAAGGUCGCACAUUCAACAGCAUGUUCAAUGUCACUCUGUCCCAUGAAUCCGGCAUACGGGCUAGCCUAUCCUUCCGAAGACCUUGUCGUGAGCCAGAUGCUGUCGUCAAAGAUGAAGACUGUUAUCUAGUUUCAUUGGGCACCGGACUUGAUGGGAAACCCGGUCGAGCUCAUGGAGGACUCUCGUCUCUCCUCUUAGAUCAGUCCACUGGAUCGGCGGCGGUUCGCUCAGCCAAAGAAGAGGGUGAUGAUCCGCCCGCGACUGCGACUAUGACCGUCGACUACAAAGCCUCGAUCGAUACGCCAUGUGUCAUUUUGGUCCGAWCGUGGGCUACAGAGCUCAGUGGAAGGAAGGUCUGGGUGAAGGGAGUCAUCCAGGAGGAUGGGAGCGGGAAAGUGUUUGCGACUGCGAAAGCACUCUUUGUGCAUCCAAGGCCAAAGGCUUCGUUGUGA